Messenger RNA from Eurytemora carolleeae, 776 nucleotides. RefSeq lists its product as uncharacterized. The record is from RefSeq and is a predicted model, not a curated record. NCBI's taxonomy places the organism in Eukaryota, Metazoa, Arthropoda, Copepoda, Calanoida, Temoridae. Bases 156 to 704 code for a protein of 182 amino acids. The transcript is spliced from 8 exons.
AAAUAUUCCGUCUGUUUAAGGUACCAUACGGGAAUAUAGAUGUAUCAGAACAUCAUUUAACAGUUUGGAAUAAUAAACAGAUUAAAUGGUUAGAUCUCUCUCCAAACUAUACAGGUGACCUGACGAACUCUACCUAUGAGAAGUUGAAGCCUAAGAUGCUGGUUGACCAGACUAUGUGCUACGAGAACUAUCCUUGUCUAAACUAUGAGAUCAGCUCGGAGGAUCAGGCCGGUGUGCUGCCCUACCUGAACCUGGAGGAGUGGGUGGAGGGUGUGGAGUGUAGAGAGCCGGUCAAUCUCAAGCGGAAUUCGUUCCUUCUUCAUACUCAAAACAUAAACACUAUUAAAAGUAUUAAGGUGAUAAAGCAGAAUAUUAUGGUUCUCACUCAAAACAACCAACUCUUCUCCAUUAAUACUCAGUUUAAAACAGUCACACAUAUUUCCAGAUGUUCCGAUAAUCCCUGCUACGUUGUAGAUAAUGGUUCUGUGAUGUGCUCAGUUUCUCACAGAGUUCUAAAUAUAUUCUACAACACAGCGCACAACCAUGAUAGAAUAUGCAGGCUCAACUGUGAAGAGUUUGAGAAUAUCUGUUCUCCUCUUGUCAGUCUUAACUCUACAUCUGUUAUAGGAACAUCCCGCGGAGGUCACCUAGUUGAGAUAUUUGAUUUCUGGAACACUAACUGUGAUACUGAGUGCCAGCAUUAAAAAGAUUCUUUAUUAUUUUUGCUGGAAAACAAAUGUCGAACAUUUCCUUUGCGUGGCAAGAUGUCAAAAAAA